Fomitiporia mediterranea MF3/22 is the source of this 1842-nucleotide messenger RNA. Its product is annotated as kinase-like protein. Gene Ontology annotation, cellular component: centrosome; nucleus; cytoplasm. The coding region runs from base 469 to 1470 and encodes 333 amino acids. NCBI's taxonomy places the organism in Eukaryota, Fungi, Basidiomycota, Agaricomycetes, Hymenochaetales, Hymenochaetaceae. Gene Ontology annotation, molecular function: ATP binding; protein kinase activity. The transcript has 11 exons. The record is from RefSeq and is a predicted model, not a curated record. Gene Ontology annotation, biological process: chromosome segregation; protein phosphorylation.
CUUGAAGCCGCAUAUGAGUAGCUUCAUGUGCAUGAACUUUAACGGGUAAUAGGCUCUCUAAGUAUUUCCCCCCGCUCGAUGAAAUACAGUCAGUUCCAGGAGUCAGCAGCAAAAGUUGAUUCAAUUCAGCGUUCCUUCGAUCAAAUUGGUGUCAAAGGUCGAUAUGUACCUCGUAGGUCGACGACGUUGAAUAAAAGGCUAACAUGCAAGACGUGGCAUUGUAAGUGCUGUCAUGUCACCCUAGUCACGGCUGGCUGAGAUAUUUGUGGUGACCCAGAGGGGCGUUGAGCUGCGCGAAGCGGGACCCGCUUGAACCAUGCAAACGCCAUUCAUGCUUAGAUACGGGGAUGCUCCCAUUGUGUCGUAUCCACAGGUCUCGCAGCUUCUCUUAACCUCGCAGGGUUGCUGUCCCGUGGUACGCGCAAGUACUGAGGUUUGGGCAUCAUCUGCUGUCCAUGAAGGUGCAAUAUGCUCUCUUCAUCCUCGAAGAUGUCGGGAACAGUCACUUCAGGUGCUUCCAGUCCGCUUGACCUCUACGAACCCCUCGAGGUUAUCGGGAAUGGAUCGUUUGGCAUCGUUCGUAAAGUUCGACGUAAGUCGGAUGGAGAGGUCCUCGCGAGGAAGGAACUCAAUUUUGUAAAAAUGUCGGAAAGUGAUAGAGACAAGAUUAUGGUUGAAGUGAAUAUCCUAAAGGAUUUGCGCCACGAGAAUAUUGUUAGAUAUACGGACCGGUUUGCGGACAAUGAUGCUGGUAUUCUGUACAUCCUAAUGGAAUACUGUGAGGGGGGUGACCUCUCUUCCAUGAUCAACCAGAGUGCACGCUUUGGACGUCCACUGCCGGAGGACACCAUUUGGUCAUACCUCCUUCAACUUCUUCUCGCACUGCAUCACUGUCAUUUCCCAGGAUCUAGGACCUGGGGGGACGGUAGCCUCGAUGGAAACCCGCGACAGAUAUUACAUAGAGAUUUGAAACCAGAGAAUGUUUUCAUUGGCAAAGGUGGCAUACUCAAGCUCGGUGAUUUUGGAUCAUCAAAAGCCCUCGAUCAGGCAUCCUUCACGAACACCUUUGUCGGAACUCCAUGGAAAUCAUACGAUACGAAGACUGAUAUCUGGUCUCUCGGCUGCUUAAUCUACGAACUCUGUGCUCGCAGGCCUUUAUUUCACGAGGCUCGGACGUACGAUGAACUGAAGGCAUUAAUUCACAAAUGCAGCAUACCGCCUUUGCCAGAGGGCUAUUCGCAAGCGUUGAGUGAUGUCAUCAAAUCAAUGCUCAACCUAAACCAUGAAACAAGGCCGUCUACACAGCAACUUCUUCAGCACCAGCAAAUCGACUUCGCUCGGAAAAUGGCGGACAAAGAAAAGACCUUGAAAGCUCACGAAUCAUAUAUUUCUGAACUUCAAACCCGCAAUGCUCACUUAGAACUACAGGUGGCAAUGUAUUCAUCCCGUGAUAGGGAAAAGGAUUCUUAGAUCAAUCGUCUCAAAAGCAUUCUCGCUCGUGCUCGCACGUACCUCAGCGUUCACAGUAGCCAUGAUUUCUUCCCUUCAGCAAAGGAUGAUAGUAUCCAUUCACUUUUGAAGAGUAUUGACGUGUUUAAGCCAUACGUUGAGCACACAGACAAUCAGUCCACUUCUGAAACAGGUCUACAGGGAGCGAAAGGGCUGGAAAAAUUGAUAGAGAAUAUCAGGAAUCAGAUUGACCAGCAUAUAUCUUUAGAGCCAGGUUCAUCAAACAUACAGAAAUAUGAACCAACAAUGCCUCUUCCCUCUGCUCAGCUUAUGCCAGCUCAAUCCAAAGUCACUGGUAAAUGGAUCUCCAAUGAAUAUUGGAUAGCAAUGUAG